ACCCGUAUAAAGACGUCUUAAGGAAUACCAGAGUAAUGGCGUGGGGCGGGACAGGACAAACAAGAUGUCAUUUUGCUUGUCAUUAUUGGCCCACAGGAUAGUUAUAGUUUUUGUUGAUUUUCCUCGGCAUGCAGGGAUUUAGACUGUAAGGAGCCGUUCAGACAGGAGUCACACAAUGGAGUUGACGCUUAUAUAAACUUUGCAAUUGACAAUGGUUUAAGUAUUUCGAGAAGUCUUGUUCAUUUUCGUUUCAGUAUCUUCGCCCAAAAUGACAAGAUGGCGUAACGCACGAAGGUGUAUUUAUAUAGCACCUUGUGAUGAUAUUCUGGUGUAAGCUAACUUCAACUAUGGAUUACCGACAAGUUUCUCGCUCACUUAUAGUCUGUUCAAAUGAGAAAUUAAUUAUGUAUCAUUCGACUUUUGGUUCAUCGAAAGAAGGAAGACAUUCCGAAACUAUAUGAUGCUGCAGGCUCAUGAUGGAUAUUUUGACGAAUACAGGAAGUACAGGAUAGCACUACAGUCCUGAAGAAAGAAUGACGACUGCAAUGAUGAUACAGAAACGCAAGCGUGAUAAGGCCCAGGAGCAGCUCCGAAGUCGAAUGCGACAGCGGGGAGAAGGACAUGGAACCUCAUCUACAAUACUCCAAGCCCGGCGACGGUACACACUUCGUGAUGGAAAACGUGACACCAGUCUGUCGGGAGGCAUGAUGAAUAAUGCAUCAUCUAUAACCGUGACGCCGGGGGAUCUUCUGGGUACUAACUACAUGCAUUGGCAGCCAGACAUGUUGCCCUCCUCCGGCGGGGUUGUCUCAGAUCGUACGCAAUCCGACAUAAAGGGCGCCGAUCCGAUCCCUAUGAGUGAGCUCAUCAAAAGAGUCUUGCAGAGGAAAGUGGAUAACCUAGAGCUGGGCUCGAGCAUCUUACCCAUAGGGAACCUGAAGUCUCGCCAUGUUCCGUACGCACUACGACACAGUUCACAUGUCAAGAAAAUUGUGGGUACGAUGUCCAAACACAAAGCGAAAGAAAGCACCAAUAAACCGAUUGUCGUGGUCGUCGACAAUAAAGAAACUGACGCCAACGGUCAACGUCGCUUAAGAAGUCAUGCAAAGCUAAAUAACCAAUUAAAACCACGACCGACAAUUGAAAGUACCCCUUCUAUACAGGAUGGUUCUCAAGGAUCUAGUGCUUCGAGGACUUCCUUAAAGAUUGAUGAGCCUCAGACUCGUCAAUUACCAAGUGAUCAAACUCGUCCUGACCCAAUCGGUCAGCCCCAUAGAGGUAACGACAUUUUGUCGAAUUAUCGGCUGCAGACUACAAGAGCGAAAGAGAUGAUUGGUAAACAAAUGGCGUUGCAGCAUCGCGACACAAGGAAACAAACUUUGAACAAAUGGACAAUGCAAAAAACAAAACCCCUACCCGCUAUUAAAUCCAAGACUUCCAGCAAACGGGACAAAAGCUUGACGAGUCGUUUAAUUGAGGAUGCGAUUAUUAAGAGCAAGACUCGAUGUUCGUCUGGGGACGAUAUCAUUAAUCUGAAAACGGCUCAGUCAGAAGCGAUGCAGAAACUUGAAGAUAUGGGCGAACCGACGUUACUUGGAACGCCUCGGAGAUCCACACAUAAGAUGCUACGAUUUAAGAAUAAUUUGGGCAAGGUGGAUAGACUGUUGGCCAUAGAGGAAGAUAAAUGAACGAGAAGAUGAUAAAUCAACACGUAGCCUUUAUGUUAUGAAUGGAAAUAUACAGGUGAUACACUCUACCUCGCCGGUUGCGUCGAGUUGAAUUUUAAAAAUUUCACUAUCAUAACAUUACAUAACAGCUAUUCAUGUAUUUGACAGGACAUGACAUAUAAUCAUAUUUUUGAUGAAUCACACAAGUCAGCAAUCCCUCUGGUUUGAAGGAGAACCGGUCGAAUUCAGAUUCAAUAUCAAGGUCGAAAUCACCGAGGGCAUCAUGUCAAAUGGUUCUUCUGUUUCGAAGAAGGCCAUAGACGAUGGUGGAUAGGCUACUCAUAGUGUGGGACCUGGUUCUUUCCAAAGUUUCUAUACGGAGUAGUAACAUGCAAUAAGAUGUAAAUUUAAGUUUCGAGAAUGGAGGAGGGGGGAAUGACCUGUCCAGAUGAAUCUUGGAGAGGGUCCCUUUCUUCUACCGUCACGCUACGUAGUUUACUUCAAACGUACCGUUCUUUCACCCAUUCUAAUUCAUCCUUGCUCUUUUCUUGCCAUGGGGGGGGGGGGGGGGGGUGCUCUCUUAGCCACUGUACAUUGCAUUAAGCACUUGGUUGCAUUAUGUACAGAAUAUACUGAUUUACAAACUACGCAAACUGCUUAGACAGUUACUUGUAUUAACGAAAUUAUUUAUUGUUCACCAUAUUCACGAUAAAAGUACAUGAUCUACAAUUUGUUUAUAUGAAUGUAUAUACACAUUUAAAUUUCAACAAUCGGUGUCCAGUUCACUGGUAUAAUGGACAGUUUAAAACGCUUUUCAUGUAUAAUAUGUAUUUCUAUAGUUAUGUCUAAAUUUAGAUGGAUGACAUUAGUUUAGUCUACGCAAGGAUGGGCACAAUGAAAAUUAAUAUGAGCAGUGAUGAUGCGUGAAAACAACCUCUCUCUCAAUAUUGUGUGAUUUUAUGAGGUAGAAUUAAUGUAUACCGUAAAAUCCUGAUAUGGGAAAAAUUAUUUACACAAUUUUUUUUAAAGGAUUGCAGAUACAGAAUGGUUAUCUAUAAAUACCUUAAACAUUCAUGAUUCCUCUCAAAUAGUUUGUAUUUCGAUCAUUCAUAUUUGAUGUGUUAUAAUAUAUAGGUAUACAAGAUCUUAUGAAUAUAUGUAGAAAGUUUGUUCAUUGUACACCACAGUCGUGAUUCGUAUACCAUUCUUAUUAAACAAUGUUUAUCAAACA
Messenger RNA from Strongylocentrotus purpuratus (purple sea urchin), 2898 nucleotides. RefSeq lists its product as uncharacterized. The record is from RefSeq and is a predicted model, not a curated record. The transcript has 7 exons. Lineage: Eukaryota; Metazoa; Echinodermata; Echinoidea; Camarodonta; Strongylocentrotidae. The coding region runs from base 534 to 1688 and encodes 384 amino acids.